Juglans regia (Persian walnut) is the source of this 1073-nucleotide messenger RNA. RefSeq names its product OVARIAN TUMOR DOMAIN-containing deubiquitinating enzyme 3. Gene Ontology annotation, cellular component: nucleus; cytosol. The transcript is spliced from 8 exons. Gene Ontology annotation, biological process: protein deubiquitination; endoplasmic reticulum unfolded protein response. NCBI's taxonomy places the organism in Eukaryota, Viridiplantae, Streptophyta, Magnoliopsida, Fagales, Juglandaceae. The coding region runs from base 72 to 725 and encodes 217 amino acids. The record is from RefSeq and is a predicted model, not a curated record. Gene Ontology annotation, molecular function: cysteine-type deubiquitinase activity.
GUCGUUAUAGUUCUCUCACCCUUUUUCCCCUAUCUACGUUUCGCACUCUCACUUCGCGGAGUGAAUCUAUCAUGGCGGAUAAGCUUUCAAACGGGGUUAUUCUUGAGCAGCUAAAGAAUGGGUUUGCUAACUUCGAGCUGGUCUCUUCUCCGGUUCCUUCGAUUUCAAUUCCGAAUUCACAACCAUGUCCUACGGCUUUCCUUGAAUACAAUAGCCAUAGGUUCUUUGCUAAAAUUGGACCACCAUUGGGCAUAGAAUCACCAGCAAUGAGGAAAGUUGAGCGCUAUUCGAUUCAGAGAGUUGCCGGAGAUGGCCGCUGUCUUUUUCGUGCCCUGGUCAAAGGUAUGGCUUUCAACAAGGCUAUUUCUCUAAACCCACGAGAAGAGAGAGAAAAUGCAGAUGAAUUACGAAUGGCUGUGAGAGACGUUAUAUGUGAAAAUGAUAAAGAACGCCAUCAGUAUAAAGAAGCACUGGUUGCAAUUACAGUUGAGGAAUCUUUAAAACGUUACUGCCAACGCAUUGAACGACCUGAUUUCUGGGGAGGAGAGUCAGAGCUACUGGUGCUUUCAAAGUUGUGUAGGCAGCCAAUUGUUGUUUACAUACCGGAGCAUGAGACGAGCAGGGGUUGUAAAAAAGGUGCUGUUUCAUGUUCUAACAUCCUCACGUUCAAUUCAACUGCAGCACGCAAAGGGUGGGUGGGGCUCUGGUUUUAUUCCCAUUGCUGAGUAUGGAGCUGAGUUUCGUAAGGGCUUGAUAAAAGAAAGAGCCAGGAAAGUUGUGAGGCUACUGUACAGUGGGAAGAACCACUAUGAUCUGCUUGUCUGAGAACUCAUCUGAAAAUCCAUUUUGCCUGAGGGGAAUAAGCUAAUGAUGCUGCAGCACCAGGAAAAAAAGGAGGGGGGGCGCCAAAGGGCAUGGAGAUACCUUUUUUACUACUGUAUUAAUGAAAAUGUAUAAUCUUUCCUCUGGGAUUUACUAGUAUUAGUAUUUUUUAAUGAUAAUAUCUGAAAAUAAGAACUCAAAAAAAGAAAAAAAGAAAAGCUGAAUUAAACUCAAAGCGUGGUUGAUUGAUA